This is a messenger RNA of Paramuricea clavata, 1367 nucleotides long. NCBI's taxonomy places the organism in Eukaryota, Metazoa, Cnidaria, Anthozoa, Malacalcyonacea, Plexauridae. The record is from the annotation of a GenBank genome assembly.
CCCUUCUUCAAAUAAUGAAAAUUACAUCAAAAGUCUUUAAAUAUUUACAUUUGGAUAAAACGUACUGCUUGUUAAGUGGUAAGAACUUAUAUUCUUGUCUCUAGGUUAAGUUUAUUGGCAUUAAACGCCUUAUCAGUGGCGACAGUGCAUGCUGAUAUGAAAAACGUUCUUCUAUAACUUUUUUGUCAAAAUCCUCAAUUCUUUUAAAUAAAUAAUAAUUCGAAUUAUUCAUAUAGAUAUCCAUUGUUUAUCGGUCAUCCCCAAUGACAUACUCGCUUCACUCAAUUCUCUUAUUGCAUUCCAGGUCGAAGUAUUCAUGUCAUUCUCGAGUUAUUCAAAUGUUUAGACAUUCACCGAGAGUUACAAUUAAACGAUGUUCAAUUCUUUGCAUUCAUGAGUUGUUCAACUGACUUGACCAAGUCACAGAUUUACAAAGUGUUUGAUAUGUUAGAUGUCGACUGUUCAGGGACGUUGGAUUUCGACGAAUUUUAUUUGUUAGUGUGUAUCUUGAUUGCAGUACAGGACAAGGACGAGAAACAUUUCAUUUACCGCCAUUCAAGAACUGUAUUUGAUUUACUGGACGAGGAUGCUAGUGGGAAUAUUUCGUGCUAUGAAUUUGAAAAAUUUGGAUUUCUUUUUAAUUUGCAAGGAGAGGCAAUGAGGACAAUAUUUUCUGAGUUUGAUGUAUCUGGAGAUCAUGUAAGUUCAGAACACAUAGCCUAGAAAGCACCCUUCCGGAAACUUUGCCGAUAGAGCUUCGUUUUGCAGAGUUGCGGGUAAAAUUUCAACUUUUCACAUCUUCCUCAAAAUAAUGUGAAUUAUCGCUUUUUCAAAUUGAAAAAUAUGCAAAUGUCAUUCAAAAUCGGCUUCUAAUUUCUAUUUCCUGCUGACUAGUAUUUACCCCAAAAGCUGCUAUUGCGAGCGUUAGGAAGUGUUGUACAACAUUAGUGUUUUCUCCAUCUGGUAUCGGUACUAUCACAAUAGUAUCCUGCCGACUUCAACCUUCUUAGACAAGUAUAUCAUUUAUUUGUUUCAUGGUGUUAGUGUUGAGUGUUCCACAUUAAACCUUCCUCACUCACCUCUCCUAUGGUAAAUAGCAACUCUGCGUUUUCGUGUAUGUGACAUUAUUGAGUUUUAGGCCCGUUUUAUACGUCAAAUUUUGGUCGCGUCGAAUGCAAUUAAGACAAUAGAUAAUGAGAUGAUAAAACUCAUUAAGCUUCAUUACCGUAUUUGCUCGUUUGAGCGCCGCGGCGCUCUUUAAAUUUUCAGAGCUUCAGAUGCGGCGCUCAUUCGGGGGCGGCGCUCAAUCGGGGGCGGCGCUCUUUAAAAAAACUUUUAUUUGUGAAUUAUAACAAGAACUUUUAACA